This is a messenger RNA of Bursaphelenchus okinawaensis, 5234 nucleotides long. The record is from the annotation of a GenBank genome assembly. NCBI's taxonomy places the organism in Eukaryota, Metazoa, Nematoda, Chromadorea, Rhabditida, Aphelenchoididae.
AUGGGUGAGAAACAGGCCGUGAAGGUCUGCUCGGGCCGGCCGUGAACUAAAGUCAAAACAAGCCUGGCUUAAAAGUCGAGCUCGGCUUGCGGAACGGUCUUACAUAGUAGACUCAAAUCAAAAAAAAUUUUAAUUGAGAGGUAACCGAGCCUCAAAUUUUUUUGACUGAGCCAAGCCGGCCUGAAAAAAAAAUAAAAACGGGCCGGGCUUACUUUAAGGCCCCUUCCGUCUAAGGCCGACGCGGCCCGUUUCAAGUUUAGCUCAAGGCCAGCCCGGUCCGAUCGUAAGGCUGGCCUAGACCAGGCCUACACGGCCUGUUUUUCAUUCCUACAUACGGGAGUUUCAAUGUACUUUUUACUUAUGUAUUUUCGAGUUUUGUGUGCUUUUGAUCCGAGUCGAUUCAAAGUCGUGCUCUUCCAGCAUCGAUUUCAAUUCCUUUGUUUUAGCUAUUUUUUGGUGGGGCGGGGCCGAAGUUUUUUGUUUGAGGACACAAAAAUGAGAAGGGCCAAGUCGAAGCUCGACUCCGCUCUCGGACAGUCAAUUCGGUUGUAAACGGAACAGCGUACAGUAAGUGUAACAAAACAACAUGUUCGUAUCUUCUUAUUCAUUUUAAAUUUGCAUAAAUGAUAGUAAAUGAUAGUUAUGAGUUUUAUGAAUAUGAUGACUUGAAUUCAUUAGGGAUAUAUCACCAUCUGAAACAUGAUUUACAUUUUUAUUGGGCGAUUUGAGGCUUUGAAUAGGGUAAUAACAUAAAGUAUGAUAGUAGGUGAUAGUAUGGGUUAAACAGUACCUAAAAUUUAAAAGUUAAGAUAAAUUUUUCAGUAUCAGCCUAAAAAUGUCAGCCAAAUCGGCCGAACUGGGCGACGGUUUUCAGCCCGAGACCAAACUCUACAAACGCAGAUACCUCAUGCUGAUCAUGUUCAUAUUACUGUCGGCUUCUAAUGCUUUACAAUGGAUUGAGUACUCUAUUAUUGCUCAUGUCUUCACCGAGUUCUAUGGAGUCAGUUACGACGCCAUCAACUGGACAUCCAUGAUAUACAUGUUGAUGUACAUGUUGUUGGUGUUUCCUGGAAGGUGGGUUACUGAGGAAGUGUUAAAGGGCUACUGUAAUGUAAAAUGAUUAGGAGUUUACUGAUAGUCAUGUCAAAUUUAAAUUAAAAUUUUAAAAUUUUGCAUACUUUUGAAUAUAUGCAAUUUGUCCAUAGUAAGAUCAAUUCCAAAAACCAGCUGGCAAUAAUGACGUUAUCAAAUCAAAUCCGAGAAAAUUUAAGAGUUUCUUGGCCAAAAUUAAUUGAUUUCUGAUUUAUGGCCAACUUCUCUUUACAAACCUCUAAUUUUAUGCCUUCAAAAUGGAUUUCUUUUAAUUUUAAAUUUAAUUUAUAUUUUUUUUAAAAUUAACUUAAUUUAAAUUAAGAAAUUUAUUUUUUGAAAAAAAACUUAAAUUUAAAUUUUUGAACAAAAAAUAUUUAUUUGCAAAAGUUUGCUAACAUAUUAUCUCUUGUUUACUUUGGUAUUAGAAGUUUUUUGAGGUAAAAAGUUCAAUCGCUACCUCGUUUUGUGAUUGUAUUUUUUUGUUAAAAUUUGAUUUUUAAAUCUGCCCCACUCAGAAUCAGAUCAAAAUUUUUAUACGAAUUUAUUGUACCACCAGUAGUACUUGUAAAAAAUUUGUGUUUGCGUUUUUUAGUUUUAAAUUUUAAAUAUGAGUUUCCCGCAAAUUUGGCAUCGUGUUUUAAGCACUUUUUUGAUUUUCAAGAGAAGGUACGUCUUAAAAUUUACAAAUUUCGCUUCAUUUGGAGGUUUUUUACUAGUGUACCUAAGAAAAAUAAUUAAAGGUAAAAAAUGGCAUAGUUCUAAGCUUGAAACACAAUACCAAUUGGGAGGGGAAUUCAAAAUGUAAUUUUUUGAUUUGUAUUUUCUCGAGAGAUUUUCUGGAAAGCGCGAUUUAUUACUUUUGCUGAAGAUCUUGUAUUUGUAUAUACAUCAUCUUUUUAUAUAAUAACUUUGAACUCAAUCAAAAAAAGGCAGGUCGGGCACUUUCCAUGUUAACUUUUUUGUACUUUUUUUAAAAAAAUUAUUUUGCACAAUUCACUUUCCAAUUAAAUGUUUGAUUUUUGAAUCAGGAACAUUGUUUUUAACUCUAAACUAGUUCAAAAGUUGAGAUAUCUAUUUACUCUUCGAUCAUUUGACUUGUUCUUUGUGUACACUGUUCACGCUGCAACGUACCGUGAAACAGUACACUUUGCACCUAUUUUAAAUUCUUGGAAUAAAAUUUAAAAUCUUUACAAAAAUAGCUUCAGGUACUCAAAUUACAGUAUGACUUUGUGGUAAAAUAACUUUUUUAUCUUUUUUUAUAAGUCUCUUGUAGUAUCAUGUGUUAAACUAAAACAACAAAUCGUAUUUUACCUCAAAACUUUGAAGUUUCUUCCCCUAAUCCUAUUGUUAUUUAACACGUUCUUGCAAACCUUUUGUUUUCCCACCGUUCCACGGCCGUUCUGUACUUUUUUGUAAGCCGACGGAUCGUUUGCGGAUUAGUAGGCACGCUUGUCAAAGGAGACGAGACCGAUUGUAAAGUUUGAAGGGCUUUUGUAAAUAAAGAAACUGCGCGAACAAACAAAAAUAUCAAAAGUAUCGAUUAAAGCGGCCCAAAAUUACAGCAAAUAAGUCCCGAGAGAGCCGAGUUUAGGCUUGAGACGAUGACAUAGACAAGAUAUUAUAGUGGAGGAAGAUGUACAGUAUUAAAAGAAAUACAGUAACUCAAGGUUUACAGUAAAAUAAAAUGGUUGAGUAAUAUAUUGUUGUUCAUGUAAUUCUGUGCCUCCUAACCCCAAAAAUUUGCUUUGACAUGGAGCACAUAAUUAUUUGAACAACCCAAUAUAAAGCAGUGCACAGUAAAGUUGUUAGUGUCAGAGGAAUAAGUAAAACAAAAAAAAUUUUGCCUUGUUUACUGUAUAUUAUAGACCAAUUACAGUACCAAAACCACAGUAAUAAAAACACAGUAUUGUAAUAAUAUAACUUAAAAUGUCAUUUUCAGUUGGUUCUUGGAAAAGUACGGGCUACGAAAAUCGGUGCUAAUUGGUGCUUUUGGUAACUGUUUUGGUGCUUGGCUUAAAAUAUUAUCAACACAUCCAGGUAUGUGAAAUACAGCUCUUUAUUUUUAGGUUUUGUCAAUUGAAAUUGGCAAAAAGCUUACCUUUACACUAAAACUUUACUAUAAUAUCUAUUUGUAUAUGUAUAGGUAGAUAUAUAUAUAUACAUAUAGAUAUGUAAAUUUAUGUAAAUAUAGGUUAUAAUAGGCUUUAAUAGGCCUUUAUCUCACAAUAUAAUUACCUUCAGACAAGUUCUGGCUGACCUUUGUUGGCCAAACCAUCGUCGGCUCUUCUCAAGUCUUCAUCCUUGGCAUUCCGCCUCAGCUCGCUGCCACUUGGUUCGGUCCCGAGCAAGUUAGUACCGCGUGUUCAGCUGGUGUUUUCGGUAACCAAUUAGGAAUUGCAUUGGGUUUCCUAAUUCCACCAUGGCUCGUGCACGAAGGAACGAAAGAGCAGGUGGCUUACGAUAUGAGUAUAUUGUUCUUGAUCUCGGCUGUUGUCAACACGUUCGUGUUUGUAUUAAUCGUGCUAUGUAAGUGGUUGUGAGCUUGGAAGAUGCUGUAGGGUCUGUGGAAGCUUUGGUAUUGUUUUUGAGGAUUUGCACUUGAUGUGUAGAUUAGUUUUGGCACGGAAAAGCUGGUUGAUGGCGAAAAUUUAGAAAAAAUAAAAACUUUUUAAUGAAAAAAAGUUGAAAACCCCUCAAUUCUAUUGAAAAACGGCAGGAUUAGUUGUUUUGAGGUGAAAAUAUAAAAGAAAAUUAAAUUAAAUUUUUAAAUUUUGCAGUUUUCAAGGAAAAGCCUAAACUACCUCCAAGCCUGGCACAGGCCCAAGCUCUUGAAGAGACAGUUGGCCACAGCUUUUGGGCUUCAAUUAAAGAGUUAUUGUUCAACCACAACUAUAUGUUACUGCUUAUUACAUAUGGUAUGUUAAACUUGAAGAAGUGCUUAAUAUAUUAUGGUAGAAAUACUUAUCAUAUUAUGUUACCUUUGAAAUUCCUUACCUUUUGUAAACAACUUUAAAGAUAACAUAAUCUAUUUUAUAGAAUUCUCCGAGCAAAGCCAAAUCAAUAUAAUUAACAUAUUUUAGUAUUAUAAGUACGAAUUUAGGUGUAAAAAAAUAAAAAGUAUGCUUUAUAGUGACAAUAUAUUAAUUUAGGUAUAAAUGUUGGCGUAUUUUACGCGGUGUCCACCUUGUUAAGUCAAAUGGUACUGUUUUAUCACGAAGGUGCUCAAGAAGAAACUGGUACUAUUGGUCUAUUGAUUGUUGUCGCAGGAAUGUUCGGCUCGGUUGUAGGAGGAUAUAUUCUUGACAGAACACACGAAUUCAAGUAGGUACUUUGUGAUCUUGAUAGGUUUCUGGUCCUUUAAAAUGAAACUAUUUGAAUUCUUUUUUUCCGCCAAUUUGGCAUUGUGUUCUUUUGGACUUCUUUGUCUCAAAACCCUGUCACGUUAUAUGAUUUUUGAUUGAAAAUGAUUCUUUUGGUUCCAGAGGUACUACCUUGGGAGUGUACAUCCUCUCUUUCCUGGGAAUGGUGCUCUUCACCUUCACCCUGCAUCUCGACCUAUGGAUAACAUUUGUUGUCGCGGCAGCUCUCGGGUUUUUUAUGACUGGCUAUCUACCGAUUGGCUUUGAAUUCGCGGCCGAAUUGACUUUCCCAACGCCUGAGGGUACCACUUCUGGCCUACUAAAUGGAUCAGCUCAAGUAUUUGGGGUUUUAAUGACAACUGGUGCUGGCAAAGUGAUAUACUCAAUGUCAAUUUGGUGGUGUAAUGUGCUGAUGAGCGGGUUUUUGCUGGUCGGUGUGAUACUUACUGGUAGGUUUUUGAUUGUUAAUAAUGAAAAAGAUAUUGUUUUAUAUUUUUAGUUCUUUUUAUAAGCAAAUAAUGUGGUUUUAAACGACAAAUUAAGCAGAAAUUCGAAAAAUCGGCAAAAGUUCAAAAAUUUUUCCGAAAUUUUAAAAUAUCAACGUAUUAUCAGCUUUAACUUGAUAUUGCACAACCUACAACGCAUGAUCAACUUUAACUUGUAAUUGCAAUCACAUUUGCAGCCUUGAUCAAGUCGGAUCUCCGCCGCCAACGCGCCCACCAGAAGCACAAGACCACAGUGCAGCAGUCGGAGCCGCUGUUGGCCCAAAAAAGCGACCAAUAA